Messenger RNA from Raphanus sativus (radish), 1553 nucleotides. RefSeq lists its product as uncharacterized. Bases 144 to 1334 code for a protein of 396 amino acids. Gene Ontology annotation, molecular function: ATP binding; ATP hydrolysis activity. The transcript has 5 exons. NCBI's taxonomy places the organism in Eukaryota, Viridiplantae, Streptophyta, Magnoliopsida, Brassicales, Brassicaceae. The record is from RefSeq and is a predicted model, not a curated record. Gene Ontology annotation, cellular component: mitochondrial outer membrane.
CUUGUCUUCAUUCGCAAGAAGAGCAAGAGCCCCACCGUGUUCUGCAAACAUAUCCUUGGUUUCAAUCUUUAGAACCCUAAAUCUCUGGGGAUUAUUUAUAUAAUAAGAUCCUCUAGAAUUGAAAAAAAAAGUUGGGUCUUUGAAUGAGACAAAUGGGUGGUUCUUCAGAGACGAAGAUCUUGCAAGAACUCAUACUCUACGCAGCAAGCGCUGCUCUCAGCUGCUUGGUUCUCUUCGCCGGGCUCAAACACCUCGACCCUAAUCGCGAGGCGUCCAAGAAAGCUCUAGAGCACAAGAAAGAAAUCUCCAAGCGUCUCGGCCGUCCUCUUAUCCACACCAAUCCAUACGAGGAUGUAAUAGCAUGUGAUGUGAUAAAUCCAGACCACAUUGAUGUGGAGUUCGGUUCUAUCGGAGGUUUAGAGACGAUCAAGCAGUCAUUGUACGAGCUUGUGAUCUUACCCUUGAAAAGACCUGAGCUUUUUGCUUACGGGAAGCUGCUUGGACCUCAGAAGGGUGUCUUGCUCUACGGUCCUCCUGGUACCGGGAAGACGAUGCUUGCCAAGGCUAUUGCUAAAGAAUCAGGAGCUGUUUUUAUUAACGUCAAGGUUUCUAAUCUCAUGAGCAAGUGGUUUGGUGAUGCUCAGAAGCUUGUUGCUGCUGUGUUUAGCUUGGCGUACAAACUUCAGCCUGCUAUCAUUUUCAUCGAUGAGGUUGAUAGCUUUCUUGGUCAGCGCCGUUCGACGGAUCAUGAAGCUAUGGCGAAUAUGAAGACUGAGUUUAUGGCUUUAUGGGAUGGAUUCUCCACUGAUCCGAAUGCGAGGGUUAUGGUUCUUGCAGCAACUAACAGACCGUCAGAGCUUGAUGAAGCGAUACUGAGGCGUCUUCCUCAGGCGUUUGAGAUUGGAAUGCCUGAUCGCAAGGAGAGAGCAGAGAUACUAAAAGUGACGCUGAAAGGAGAGAGGGUUGAGCCUGGUAUUGACUUUGAUCGUGUAGCUCGUUUAUGCGAAGGGUAUACUGGAUCAGACAUCUUUGAGCUUUGCAAGAAAGCAGCUUACUUCCCUAUCAGAGAGGUCCUAGAAGAAGAGAGAAAGGGGAGACCUUGUCCGGUCCCUAGGGCGUUAUCACAGCUUGAUCUGGAGAAAGUUGUAGCCACGUCAAAGAAGACACAAGUUGCAGCGGGGGAGUACUCUGGACUGAGAGUGUCAAGGGAACCAGAUGAGGUCCAAGCAGCGUUAAGUGGAAUCUCGAAGCUACUAGUCUCUCAGUUCAUUAACCUUCAGUCAGAUUCUCAGGGUUCAUGGCAGCGCGACCCUGAAGAAGAAGAAGACUCCUGAAUGAAAUUCCAGAUCAACUUUUAUUACAAAACGUUCUGGUUUUCAAAAGGGGAAAGUUUUAGAGCUUUCAAACAAUUUCACUCUGUUCUGUAAUAGUGUCUUUUAUAGAAUGCUUCUAAUUUGGUUUUGGCUGCUGUUUACCAAAGAGGCUUUGAUCUUAUUACUGAAUUUAUCUUGUUCAUAAUUUGAUCAUGUAAGUGUCAAAUCUUUCUUCACUUC